Selaginella moellendorffii is the source of this 1542-nucleotide messenger RNA. Its product is annotated as pre-mRNA-splicing factor CWC25 homolog. Lineage: Eukaryota; Viridiplantae; Streptophyta; Lycopodiopsida; Selaginellales; Selaginellaceae. The record is from RefSeq and is a predicted model, not a curated record. The transcript is spliced from 3 exons. Bases 79 to 1380 code for a protein of 433 amino acids. Gene Ontology annotation, biological process: mRNA splicing, via spliceosome. Gene Ontology annotation, cellular component: U2-type spliceosomal complex.
AGGGUUCUUGGGCACCAGACCUUUUUUUAGGGUACCUCUUUUAGGGUUGUUGGGCAUUCUCUUUUAGGGUUUUUGGCGAUGGCGCUCAAGUUUCUCAACAAGAAGGGAUGGCACACGGGGAGCCUGCGCAACAUCGAGACGGUGUGGAAGGCCGAGCAGAAGCGCGACGUGGAGAAUCGCAAGCUUGAGGAGCUCCAGAAGCAGAUCAAGGAGGAGCAGGAGCAUUUGGAGUUUCGCAAGCUCCAGGAGCAAGCGGGGCUGGUGCCGAAGCAGGAGCGCUUGGAUUUUCUAUACGAAUCCGGGCUGGGCGUUGGCAAGCCGUCGAAUGAGGAGUAUUUGCUUGGAAAACCUCUGGAGGAAUCGAAAGGGGAGAGCGUGAUCCAGCAGGUGGCCGCCACGCCGGGAUCGCUGUUCGUGGAGGAGAAGAUCUCGGCUAAUGACCAGUGGAGGAAAAUUCGAUCGGAUCCUUUGCUCUUGAUCAAGCAGCAAGAGCUGGCGGCUCGGGAGCGGAUCAAGAACAAUCCCUUGAAGAUGGAAGCCUUGCGAAAAGAGGUAGAGACUAAGAUCAAAGCGAAAGAGGAAAAGAAAGAGGAGAAGAAGCGAUUGAAAGCACAGAUCAAAGCCGAGGAGAAGCAGAAGAGGAAGGCGUUGAAGAAGAUGAUGAAGAACAACGAUGGUCGCGAGCCAGAAACAGAGAUGGUCGACGGAGAAGACAGCCGUAGCCAUGCCAGGGAGAAUGGCGAGGACAGGCAUAGAAGCAGCAGAGCUUCCGAGGACGAUGACAGGUAUAGUAGAAGAAAAAGAUCUGCCAGAGACGACGACGACGAAGACAGGCACAGAAGCAAAAGAAUCGCUUCUUCGCAGGAUGAUCGACGAGAUCCAAGCUCUUCGGAAAGUGGUCGACAAGUUCCAAGGAGAGCUUUCGAGAGGGACGAACAAGAGAGGUAUAGAAGCAAGCCAAGUACCGAGAACGAUGAUACGAGAAGCCGGAGGGAGAGACAUGACAGUCCAGACAUGGAUGAUAGGCAGCGCAGGCACGAAGACAGGCACAGGGAAAGCCGAGCUUUUGGAAAGCCACCGCUGCCGAGAAAGAAAGUCGAGCUGAGCGAGGAAGAGAAGAUGGCGAGGCUGCGAGAGAUGCAGCAGGACGCGGAGCUUCACGAGGAGCAGCGAUGGCAGCGGAUCAAAAAGGCGUCGGCGAGUGACGCGAUCCAGGCGGAGAAGGACUCGAUCAAGUCGUCGAGAAACUUUCUGGACGAGGCGAACAGGAGUGUCUAUGGUGCCGAAGGUGGAGGAAACUCCUCGGUCGCGGAUACUUUGCACCGGCGGUCGCAUUACCGCGAGAAGUUCACGGACAAGAACGCGUUUCGAAGAUCGUGAGAGAAAGUUCUCGAGACACUAUCGAUCGAUUGGAAGAAGAAAGUUGGCAAGAACCAGAUUGUGAAAGAGUUCUCGAGCGUGUCGUAAACUAUCGAUCCAUUGGAAGAACAGUUGGUUUUACUUUUUGGGCUAAAUGUAUGUUUUAAAUAUUGAAAACUCAAA